This is a messenger RNA of Lactuca sativa (garden lettuce), 1041 nucleotides long. Its product is annotated as ABC transporter G family member 31. The record is from RefSeq and is a predicted model, not a curated record. Gene Ontology annotation, molecular function: ABC-type transporter activity. Gene Ontology annotation, cellular component: membrane. NCBI's taxonomy places the organism in Eukaryota, Viridiplantae, Streptophyta, Magnoliopsida, Asterales, Asteraceae.
AUGAUAGGUAUCAAGAAAAAAGACGGGACGAAACAACCAACAUCUGAUGUUGAAAGGUUGUAUUCAUUUUUUGAUGUUUCUCUGAUAUCUUUGUUCUUAUACACUAUGUUUCAUCCUCAGCUACUUCUUAUGAAAAGAGGAGGACGUGUGAUUUAUGGUGGAAAAGUAGGUGAGAGGUCAAACAUUUUGAUCAAGUACUUUGAGAGUGUAAAUGGAAUUACACCGAUGCCAAGUGAUUACAAUACUGCAAAUUGGAUGGUUGAAAUGACUACACCUGCUGCUGAAGAAAGACUCGGGCAAGACUUUUUAGUGAUUUAUAAAAACUCUAAGCAAUAUAGAGAUAUUGAAGCUUUGAUUCAACAAACGAGUACUCCACAAACUGGCUCUGAACCUUUACACUUCUCUUCCACAUACUCCCAAACAGAUUUCUCUCAAUUCAGAACUUGCUUAUGGAAGCAGAAUCUUGUAAACAGAAGCCAAAACUUAAUGGUGGUAAUGGGUGCUCUUUAUACUGCUGUCAUGUUUCUUGGUGUAAAUAACUCUUCAUUUGUGCAACCAGUGAUCGCAAUUGAAAGAACAAAUUUUUUUUAUCGUGAGAGAGCAGCUGGAAUGUAUUCUGCAGUCCCUUAUGCUAUAGCACAGGGUCUUGUGGAGAUCCCCUACAUUGCGGCCCAGACAAUAUUAUAUGGCAUCACUACAUACUUCAUGAUCAAGUUUCAGAGGACAAUUGUGUUAGCUUCAAUUAUUGUUGUGGUUGGUGCAUGGAAGUUUUUUCUCUACCUUGCGUUCAUGUUUUUAACUUUCACUUACUUUACCUUCUAUGGAAUGUUGGCUAUUGGUCUUGCACCAUCUCAACAAAUGGCUGAUGUUUUAAUACCCGGAUGGUGGAUCUGGUUCCACUACCUAUGUCCCAUUACAUGGACUUUGCAAGGUCUCAUCGGGUCUCAACUUGCUGACGUGGAAGAACCCAUCAUAGGUCCUGGAGGUUUCCAGGGUACAGUGAAAGGCUAUUUGAAAGAAGCACUUGGCAUAGAAUCCUGA